UGCGGCCCCGGUGUAGUAGCGGGGGCGGCGGCCGGGGGCAGCGCGGCUCCUUCCCUUGUUGUGUGUGUCGGUGCCUCCUCGCCAUCUUGUUGCAAAGCCUUUUCUUGUCGGCGGGACUCCCGGGGGCCGCGGGGCGGGAGGCAUCAGAGGAGGAAAAAGAGAGGGAGGGGAAGGAGGGAGGCAGUGCCGCCUUUUGUUUUUUUGCAUCACAAUUUUUUUAAUUUGUAAAUUAUAUUUUGCAAAUAUUUUGGGAAACAAUUUUUUCUCUCCGUGCUCUCCCGUUCUUCCCUGCGGAGUGCGCUGCGCCGCCCAGCCCUGUCGCCCCCCGGAGGUGAUCCCUCCCUCCUGCCUGCCCGCCAGCCUGACCUGUGCCCGGCUCGCGGGCCGCAGUCUCGGCCCCGGCGCGCCCCCGGCAGCUCUCGGCGCGAUGAGCAUAGAGACGCUACUGGAGGCGGCCCGCUUCCUGGAAUGGCAAGCGCAGCAACAACAGAGAGCACGUGAGGAGCAGGAGCGGCUCCGCUUGGAGCGGGACAGAGAGCAGGAGCAGAAGAAGGCCAGCAGCCUGGCCAGGCUGGCCCACGCCCUUCCUGUGGAGGAACCCCGCAUUGAAGCACCACCCCUACCUCUGUCCCCCCCAGCACCCCCCCCAGCACCUCCACCCCCACUUGCCACCCCCACCCCACUGACUGUCAUUCCUAUUCCAGUAGUGACCAACUCUCCUCAGCCUCUGCCCCCGCCCCCACCACUGCCUCCUGCAGCCCAGCCUUUGCCCCUGGCGCCUCGCCAGCCAACCCUGGUUAGCACCCCUGGACUCAGCAUUAAGGAGUCUGCUCCCUUGCCCACCAGGCCACAGGUGCCCAACCCUGCUCCCCUGCUGCCAGACUCCAAGACCACUGGCAGCCCCAAACCUUUGCAGCCCCUCCCCACACCCAUCCUGACCAUAGCACCUCACCCUGGAGUUCAGCCCCAGCUGGCCCCCCAGCAGCCACCCCCACCCACUCUUGGGACCCUGAAGUUGGCACCAGCCGAAGAAGUCAAAUCCAGCGAACAGAAGAAGAGGCCUGGGGGGAUCGGAACCAGAGAAGUCCACAACAAAUUGGAGAAGAACAGGAGGGCCCAUCUGAAGGAAUGCUUUGAGACCCUGAAGCGCAACAUCCCCAACGUGGAUGACAAGAAGACGUCGAAUCUGAGUGUGCUGCGGACAGCGCUGCGGUACAUCCAGUCUCUGAAGAGGAAGGAGAAGGAAUAUGAGCAUGAGAUGGAGCGCCUGGCUCGGGAGAAGAUCGCCACACAGCAGCGGCUGACAGAGCUCAAGCAUGAGCUGAGCCAGUGGAUGGACGUGCUGGAGAUCGACCGCGUGCUCCGGCAGACCGGCCAGCCCGAGGACGACCAGGCCUCCACCUCCACAGCCUCUGAGGGUGAGGACAACAUAGACGAGGAUAUGGAGGAGGACCAGACCGGCCUGGGCCCACCUAAACUGAGCCAUCGCCCCCACCCGGAGCUGCCGAAGCCACCGCCCAGCGCCGCCCCUGCGCCUCUGCCUCCCCAUGCACACCCGCACUCCCAGCCUGUGGCCCUGUCCCCCGUCCCCCUGCCUGGGCAGCAGCCGCCAACACAGCAGAAGACCGCUCUGCCGGCCCCUCCUCCCCCACCGGCUGCCCCUGCGCAGACGCUGGUGCCGGCCCCAGCCCACCUGGUGGCAGCAGCUGGCGGGGGCUCCACGGUCAUCGCCCACACAGCCACCACCCAUGCCUCAGUCAUCCAGACUGUGAACCACGUUCUCCAGGGCCCGGGCGGCAAGCACGUCGCCCACAUUGCGCCCUCAGCCCCCAGCCCUGCUGUGCAGCUGGCGCCCGCCACGCCCCCCAUCGGCCACAUCACAGUGCACCCUGCCGCCCUCAACCACGUGGCCCACCUCGGCUCCCAGCUGCCCCUGUACCCGCAGCCCGUGGCGGUGAGCCAGCCCGUGGCGGUGAGCCACAUUGCCCACACCCUCUCACACCAGCAAGUGAAUGGCACAGCCGGGCUGGGGCCCCCAGCCACGGUCAUGGCGAAGCCGGCCGUGGGGGCUCAGGUGGUGCACCACCCCCAGCUGGUGGGCCAGACAGUGCUCAACCCUGUGACCAUGGUCACCAUGCCCUCCUUCCCGGUCAGCACGCUCAAGCUGGCUUGAGGAGGAGGGCCACUCAGAGGCCCCCAGUGGGGGCAGGGAGGGGGAACCCGUCCCCCACUCUCUCCCACCCACCAGCUCCACACAUUCCAGCCAGGCCGAGGCCCGCCGCACCCACCCCCACCCCCAGGCCUCUUAGGGGAAGGGGGUGCAGAGACUCUGAGCCAGGGGAGGGCGGGCCACCCCGGGGAGCUGGGCACGGGGCAGGGGGUCUGCCCUAGGACUUGAGCAUGUGAUGAGACACUCUGGUGAAUGUGCCACUCGCCUGGCCUGGUGCCGGCUCCAGUGCCCUUCCUGCCUCCCCACCUUGUCUCCUGAAGCCCUGCGCCGUGGGUGUUGUGUUUUGCCGACCUCCCCGCCCUGCCUGCCUCCCAGUGCUGCCGCUGCUCGUGAGGGGGCCGUGGGCCCGGGGCCUCCGUCCAGAGCCUCAGCCUUCGCUUCCCAGGCCUUUCCGGGGCUGGGGUGGGGGGGGGGGAGCAGGCAGGGAGCAGAAGGAAAGCAACUUGGCCCAGAAAGCUGGGUGGGAGGGGGGCACUGCUCUGAGUGCAGGUGACAGAUCCUAGGAUGGGGCUGUGCUGCGGUCCCAUCCAGGCAGGUGGGCCCCCCGGCUUAGGGCUCUCCGACCCAGCUGCGGUCACUGAUUCGUUACCGCAGAAGCUAGUUAAGAGGAGUCGCUACCAACAACUACCCCAUGCUGUUGCUAAGCUCCCUGAGGUCCCCCCGUCCCCGUCCUCGGUCCUUGCCACUGGGCUCCUGACCUCGGGAGGGUAGGCUGAGGGUGGGGGCUGGGAAGGAAGGGCUUGGCUGGCCUGUUGCCAUGCUGGCCCUUCCCACCACUGGCCUGGGUCUGGGCUGAGGAGAGAGCUCUGGACCGCCUGGCCCCACCCCUGGGCCUGGCUUUUGGCUUCCCAAAGGCAAGAGGGGAUGGGGUGCUGUCGCAUCGGCCGCCCUGCUUCCCUGGCCUCUGCUCAGUGCUAUGUGCUCCCCCGAGUGCCUCCUGUAGCCUCGAGCUGGCGUCUGGUCUGGGUUCUGGGAGCCUGAAGCCACACUGCUGAGGCCCUCAGGAAGUCAGAAUCUGGGGUCUGGGCCAAAUGCCCAGGGCCCUUUCCAGAUGCCCUGGGCGGGGACCUGUAGAGCAGGGAGGAGGGCUGCUACUUCUGCCCCAACUAAUCUGUCUCUGGCAUCAUCUCUGUCUUUCCCCUGAACAUCCACUUUCCUCCAGUGCGCUCUUCUGAGUGUGCCACAACCUUCCUCUCAGGAAGGUCCUUCGUUGGAUCUAGGGCAGGGCUGAGCUUGGGGUGGGGAGGAGUGAGGGGGCCUGUGUGCAGGGCCUGCUGCUUUCCCUGCCUCUGCCAACUGCUUUGGCUUCUCUUUUUAUGUGGGUAUUUAUUACAAGUGGCCUUGUGUCAGACACACUCAGUUGUACACACAUGCACACUCGCCUCCCCACCUGGACACACACAGUGGCCAGUGGCCUUUCAAUGUGGGGAGGGGAAGCCAGUGUCCCCAGGUGUGACCUUUGCUUUGAUAGGCAGGGGGAGUGACCUGCAGGGUACUGAGGAGGCUCACAAAGGUCUUGAACAGAUUUGGACACCUCAGAACUCUGUUCUUUCCUAGUCCUGGAGACUUCCCCGGGGCCUGUUCUCCGUCUCACCUGGGGUGGGGAAAGGGAAGGCCUCUGGUCAUCUAGAAGCCCCCAGGAGGGAGCCUCACACCCGCCCCAGCAUAGCACUCCCCACCCCACCAGCUUGCUGCCUUCCUGCCCCUGCAGCCACCACCCGCCACCCUGGUUCUUGAGGAAACCAGCGCCUGCUCUUCCCCGAGAGAUUACAACUGAGGGAGUCUGAUGGGCCUGGUGCCCAGGGAACAGAGAAGCAUUGGGGAACCUGCCCUUUCCAGCUCUGCUCACCUCGCAUUCUGAGGCCAUUCCGGAGUUGAAAGCGUGUCAGCCAGGGGCCUCUCGGGCCUGCACAGAUACCUCAUCCGCCCGCUCACCGCCCCCGCCCCUCCCCACCCCAGCAGUGGGGGCCUUUGAAUCUAGUGCCGAAUGACUAUGUCCAGAUUGGUGAUGAUGGGUGUUGUUGCUGUUGUUUUUGUUGUUGUUUGUGAACGCUGUGAUGCUGUGUGCCCGAGAGGGCAGCCGCCGCCCAGCCCUCCCUUGGGCAUCUAUCUCCCCUCUGAGAGCUGUCAGGACCACAUCUGUCCUCACCCUGUGGGACCGCCAGCCCCUCCCCCUCCCUAGCCCUUCCAGCCUGGGGGACGCGUGCGUGCACACACAUACACACACACACACACCUUACCUCUCAUGCGUGUUUUACUUUUUGAUGUUAAGAGUGGCUCACUGGCUGGGAGCCUUUACCUCGGGGAGAGGGGGAGGUUGGUUCCUUGGGGGGCCAAAGAAGGGCAGGGAGUGCCUGGAGGGGAAUGAGGGGUCAUCAUAACCCCUGCUCUCCAGGAACAGCUUCUCCCCCAUCCCAGGGUUCCAUCCCCACCCCCCAAAGAGGUGGCCCUUGUUUACAGUGAGGACUCGGUCACUGUGUCUCCGUUUCCUGAAAUACAAACUGUAGCGACCCCAGACUGUAGAGAUUUUUAUGUGUUUGGAUACAUCUGCUGUGUGGGAAAAAAAAAAAAAAAAAAAACCCUACAAAAACCCUAAUUUUGUACAUAUUGUAUUUUUACUAUUGAACUGUAUUCUAGUGGCUGUUCAUGCUCCAAGACUUUAGGUAUUGAGACAUGAAUACUAUCCAUGUAAUAAGCACUUGCCUGGAAUAAAAUAUAAAACUGAAAUAAACCUGCACUGAAACCAGA
This is a messenger RNA of Callorhinus ursinus (northern fur seal), 4978 nucleotides long. RefSeq names its product MAX network transcriptional repressor (gene MNT). Gene Ontology annotation, molecular function: DNA-binding transcription factor activity, RNA polymerase II-specific; RNA polymerase II cis-regulatory region sequence-specific DNA binding; protein dimerization activity. NCBI's taxonomy places the organism in Eukaryota, Metazoa, Chordata, Mammalia, Carnivora, Otariidae. Gene Ontology annotation, biological process: regulation of transcription by RNA polymerase II. The record is from RefSeq and is a predicted model, not a curated record.